AUGACCACUCCCAACGAUAUGGCACCUGCAACGCUUUCCCGCCCUUUCACCGCUGGCGCUUGGUGUCCCGUGACAACUCCGUUUACACCCGACGAGGAAGUCGACUAUAGCGCGCUGAAAGCGCAGGUGGUUCGUCUAGCCAAAGCAAGGAUGGGCAUCGUUCUGCUUGGAACCAAUGGAGAGGCUUCUCAUCUUAACGACUCCGAGCGCUCCGCCGUUAUCCGAGAAUCUCGGGCUGCUCUGGACAGCAAUGGCUUCACCCACGUUCCAAUCCUUGCUGGAACUGGUACGGGAAGUGCAAAGGAAACCGUCAGACUGUGUAGAGAAGCCCGCGAUGCUGGCGCCGACUUCGCUAUCGUCAUUCCUCCGGGCUACUUCAACUUUGCGAUUGGGCGCGACCUUGCUGCCCUCAAAGCCUUCUUUUACAAGGUCCUCGAUGGCUCCCCUAUACCAGUCAUGAUAUACAACUUCCCUGGCGCUGCAUCAGGCAUAGAUUUCAACUCUGAUACCCUCAUCGAGCUAUCUGAGCACCAGAACUGCUUUGGUGCCAAGCUGACCUGCGCCAUGGUCGGCAAGGGCCACCGCUUGGCCCUCCACACUCAAUCUGCCGCCUACAAGGAACGACAUCCACAAACCUUCUUCGUGCUGCCGGGCUACUCGGACAUCCUCCUCCCCUCCCUCAUCUCCCGCAUGUCGGGCUGCAUCACAGGGACUGGAAAUGUCAUCCCCAAGACCAUCGUCAAGCUCUACGACACCGCCAUUCUCGCGUUGGCUUCCAACGACAUGGCCCUCCUGGAAGAAGCACGGGCGUUACAAGAUCUUGUCGCCGAAGCUGACUGGGCAAUUGUUAAGGCUGGUAUUCAGGGUACCAAGUACGCGCUCGACACGUAUGUCGAAUCGGACAUCAAGCUGGGUGGUGCAACACGCGUCCCUCUACCCCCCACUAACGACGGGGUUAAAACAAUGCUGGCCAGCAGUCUUAAACGCGCGUUGGCAUUCGAGAAUACGUUGUAG
This is a messenger RNA of Mycena indigotica, 1014 nucleotides long. RefSeq names its product Dihydrodipicolinate synthase. NCBI's taxonomy places the organism in Eukaryota, Fungi, Basidiomycota, Agaricomycetes, Agaricales, Mycenaceae. The record is from RefSeq and is a predicted model, not a curated record. The coding region runs from base 1 to 1014 and encodes 337 amino acids. Gene Ontology annotation, molecular function: 4-hydroxy-tetrahydrodipicolinate synthase activity. The transcript has 4 exons.